AUGACGACCCUCGCAAAGCCACCACAGCUCUUCUGCCGACUUCUGGCCCUACCGACACCUCUCCGCCAAAGGACUUUCUCGAUCCUAAACAGACCACCACCCAAUUAUCCCGGCCAUGUUCCGCUCACUCUUGUCGAACGGGCUGGUCUUGCUGUCGGCUCGGCAUUCGGCUCGUUGGCGAAUCCAUAUCGCCACGAUCUUAUUGCAGCUCUUGGUGAAGCAACCUCAAAGCCAUACUUCAUUACCCGUCUUCGCCACGCCAUGCUCGCAUCACCUACCGGCCGACGCAUCUUGAAGGACAAACCUCGGAUCACCAGUGCAUCUAUGAGUCUAGAGAAACUUCGAAAGCUGCCCGAGAACUCCGUUGGCUAUGCUUAUACUGCAUGGCUUGAUCGAGAAGGCGUCACGCCUGAUACGAGGGACAGCGUGAGGUAUAUCGACGAUCCGGAAGAAGCGUAUGUCAUGCAACGUUACCGCGAGACGCACGAUUUCACGCACGCGAUUACUGGAUUGCCAGUCAUCAUCGAAGGCGAGCUAGCCAUCAAAGCCUUUGAAUUUGCCAAUACUGUCCUCCCAAUGACUGCGCUGUCUCUUUUCGCGGUCGUGCGACUGAAGCCUGUAGAACGAAAACGGUUCUUUGAUACGUAUCUCCCCUGGGCGUUGCGCAAUGGUCUCAAGGCCGAGGAAGUCAUCAAUGUUUACUGGGAGGAGGAACUUAAAACGGAUGUUGAGGUCUUGAGGGCAAGGCUGGGCAUCGAGAUGCCGCCGGAUUUGAGGGAGAUUAGGAAGAUGUUGCGGGACCAGAAGAAGGCUAAGAAGUCUGCCGGGGAGGCGAGAGAGAGAUUGGGAUCUGUUACUGGUGUGUGA
This is a messenger RNA of Recurvomyces mirabilis, 867 nucleotides long. RefSeq names its product Ubiquinone biosynthesis protein (gene COQ4). Bases 1 to 867 code for a protein of 288 amino acids. The transcript has a single exon. NCBI's taxonomy places the organism in Eukaryota, Fungi, Ascomycota, Dothideomycetes, Mycosphaerellales, Teratosphaeriaceae. Gene Ontology annotation, cellular component: mitochondrion; mitochondrial inner membrane. The record is from RefSeq and is a predicted model, not a curated record. Gene Ontology annotation, biological process: ubiquinone biosynthetic process.